UCACUGCCGGCGGAAGGUCGGCGGCUAAAAGGAGGCGCAGACUUCUCCUCAGUGGCCCCCCAGUCCUCCUCCAUGGAGCCCCAGUCCUCGUCCACGGAGCCUCGGUCCUCCUCCACGGAGCCCCGGUCCUCCUGCGCGGCCCCGCGGCCUCCAGCACGGGGCCGCGCGCUGCUCCUCGCGCUGCUGCUCGCGCUGCUCCCCUCCGAGGUGUUGUGCAGGAACGAGGAGGAGCGCCUCAUCCACUACCUGAUCAAAGAGCGAGGAUACAUCAAAGAGCUUCGACCCGUUGAGAAGCAGCAGGACGCCGUCGACGUUUUCCUCGCUCUCACCCUCUCCAACCUCAUCUCUCUGAAAGAAGUGGACGAGACUCUGCUGACCAACGUGUGGAUUGAGCACACGUGGACGGACUACCGCCUGUCGUGGAACGUGACGGAGUUCGACGGCAUCGACAUGCUCCGCCUCCCCACCAACAUGGUCUGGCUGCCGGAGAUCGUGCUGGAGAACAAUAACGAUGCCCAGUUCCAGGUGGCGUACUACAGCAACGUGCUGGUGGGUUCCGAUGGUGGCUGCAUCUGGCUGCCCCCCGCCAUCUUCCGCUCCUCCUGCUCCAUCAACGUCAACUUCUUCCCCUUCGACUGGCAGAACUGCACGCUCAAGUUCACCUCUCUGACCUACAACGCCAAAGAGAUCCGGAUGCUGUUGAAGGAAGAUGGGAACGACGAGGAGAAGUGGACGGUGGAGUGGAUCAUCAUCGACCCGGCUAGCUUCACGGAGAAUGGCGAGUGGGAGAUCAACCACCGGCCGGCCAAGAGGAACACCUACAAGCACAUCCCCAUGGAGAGCAACAAGCACCAGGACAUCACCUUCUACCUGGUCAUCAAGCGCAAGCCGCUCUUCUACAUCGUCAACAUCAUCAUCCCCUGUGUGCUCAUCUCCUUCCUGGCCUCGCUGGUCUACUACCUGCCCGCCGACAGUGGUGAGAAGAUGACCUUGUCCAUCUCCGUGCUGCUGGCUCAGUCCGUCUUCCUGCUGCUGAUCUCUCAAAGGCUGCCGGAGACCUCCAUGUCUGUGCCCCUCAUUGUCAAAUACUUGAUGUUCAACAUGGUGUUGGUGACGGUGGUGGUGUUGAACUGCGUGGUCGUCCUCAACUUGCACUUCAGGACUCCGAGCACACACGUCAUGUCUGACUGGACCAAGAAGUUCUUCCUGGAGCGGCUGCCCCGCCUCCUGCGCAUGUCCCGCCCCUCGGAGGAGGAGCCGGCCUGGGACGGCGCGUUGCCGCGGCGAUCCAGCUCGGUGGGCUACAUCGCCUCGGCCGAGGAGUACUACAGCGUGAAGUCGCGCAGCGAGCUGAUGUUCGAGAAGCAGUCGGAGAGGCACGGGCUGACGGCUCGGGCCACGCACGCCGCGGUUGUGAAGCCGAAGGAGGAAGGAGGAGUCACGGAUCAGCUGUACGGAGAGAUGAAGCCGGCGGUGGACGGAGCAAACUACAUCAUCAAACACAGUCGCAACAAGAACGACUACAACGAGGAGAAAGAUAACUGGAGUGGCAUCGCUCGCACGGUGGACCGCCUCUGUCUCUUCCUGGUUACCCCGGUAAUGACCUUUGGCACCAUCAUCAUCUUCUUGAUGGGCAUCUGUAACACUCCCCCACAUCUGCCCUUCCAGGGCGACUCGCACGACUACAAAGAGGAAAACUACCGCCUGCUGUGACACAAACACGCACACACGUACACAUGUGCAAACACAUGUUUUUCUCCCAUUAAAAUCCACAUGUUUGUUUCCGGUUUCGUAGCUGUGUGUUUUUCUCAAACUUAAGUUUGAGGUGAAUAAUCCGUUUUUUAUUUUAUUUGUUUGGUUUGAAUAAACGUUUUCAUCUUUGAU
Messenger RNA from Pungitius pungitius (ninespine stickleback), 1884 nucleotides. It is a transcript of the gene chrnd, whose product is annotated as cholinergic receptor, nicotinic, delta (muscle). The transcript is spliced from 12 exons. Gene Ontology annotation, molecular function: acetylcholine-gated monoatomic cation-selective channel activity; transmembrane signaling receptor activity. NCBI's taxonomy places the organism in Eukaryota, Metazoa, Chordata, Actinopteri, Perciformes, Gasterosteidae. The record is from RefSeq and is a predicted model, not a curated record. Gene Ontology annotation, cellular component: postsynaptic membrane; neuron projection; plasma membrane. Gene Ontology annotation, biological process: regulation of membrane potential; nervous system process; signal transduction. The coding region runs from base 73 to 1713 and encodes 546 amino acids.